Messenger RNA from Bombina bombina (fire-bellied toad), 1037 nucleotides. Its product is annotated as histone H1.10. Gene Ontology annotation, molecular function: DNA binding; structural constituent of chromatin. The record is from RefSeq and is a predicted model, not a curated record. NCBI's taxonomy places the organism in Eukaryota, Metazoa, Chordata, Amphibia, Anura, Bombinatoridae. Gene Ontology annotation, biological process: nucleosome assembly. The coding region runs from base 53 to 583 and encodes 176 amino acids. The transcript has a single exon. Gene Ontology annotation, cellular component: nucleosome.
CGCUCUAACCCACACACAACAGAACACAUUCAGCAUCAGACUCAGAAGCAUCAUGGCACCAGCUAAAGAGACCGCUAAGAAGAAGAGCCAGCCGGGCCGGUACAGCCAGCUCGUCAUAGACACCAUCCGCAAUCUAGGCGAGAAGAACGGCUCCUCCCUGGCCAAGAUCUACAGCGAAGCCAAGAAGGUGUCCUGGUUCGACCAGCAGAACGGCCGCACUUACCUCAAGUACUCUAUCAAGGCGCUGGUGCAGAACGACACCCUCCUGCAGGUCAAGGGCGUGGGGGCCAACGGCUCGUUCCGCCUCAACAAAGCCAAACUAGAGCGCUUGUCCCUCGGGGGCAAGAAGAAGAAGGCUCCGAGCCCUCCACCGGCUAAACCCGCUAAAAAGGCUUCAGCUGCCCCAAAAAAGAGUCCCAAGAAAGCGUUGAAAAGUGCAGCCAAACCCCAGAAAGCCGCAGCCAAGAGCCCCAAAAAGAAGAAGGCGGCGGGUACCAGCAAGAAGGUGAAGAAGAGUGCCAAGCCCAGCGUGCCCAAGGUACCCAAAGCCAAGCCCAAGGUGUCCAAAGCCAAGAAGGCGUGAGAGGGGGCAAAGGAGAGCUGGACUCUAGCGGUGCGGGGGUUUGACUGCUUCUUUUUAGCAUUGAACCCGUUGGGUGCCAAAGGGUAAAUGAGACCUGGACUGUAGCAGCGCAAGGGUUAAUAACUGGUUGCUGGGUGGUAGAGGAUGUUGCAGCCCUCCCUGGCACCCAAGGGGUUAAGUGAUUUUAUAUGCUCUAUAGAAUUCGCUUAUACAUUAUAGCAAAACACUUAGUGGCAGCUUAACUCUUUGUGCUAUGGAAGCAAAGGACAUUUCACAGCCAAAAACACCCCAUUUUAAUGGACAUUGGUGCUGAUGAUGAUGAAGGGUUGACGAGGACUUUUUUUUAUAAUUACUACUCUUAAGCCCUUAAUUAUGUUGCAUGUUGUAUAUAGUUUAUUUGUUUUUUUAUACGCAACCAGAGGGAUAAAUAAACCUUGUAUCUUAAACUUUGUAA